AUGGCGGAUGGUAAUGCUCAGCAGGAACUAGGGGAUCGGUUGGUGGAGCUACUGGACCUCAAGGCGGAGGUGAAAGAUGCCCAUGAUGAACUCCGACGACUUCGAAGGAAACGACGAAGAAAUUGGACAGAUGAUGAAGUUGAAUCAUCAUUGACCUUACCAGCGUCAAUUGUUGAACUGGAGAAGUCUAUCGCCGAUGUGACAGAAGAGUUAGGAAGUCCGGAAUUCCGCCGCCUUCGUGCAUCAACUGGUAAAAAAGCAGAGGCUCUGAUACGUGUGCGCCUUGCCAAGAUGAAGCUAUAUGAAGCCAAAGUGGGUAUUGUAGAGGCUCAAAAGAAGUGGGAUAAGUACGCUGAAGGAACCAAAGCUCAACAGGGUAUGAAAACUCUGAUGACGAAAAAACAGUUGAUGUUCAAACGCAAAUGGACUUCAUAUGAAGAUCAAGUCUCACUAUACAACCGAAUCCGCCCUGAUAAUUUCUGGAAUGUAGGUGCGCUUACACAUCCCACGGAGAAAUGGGCUGUGAAUGCGCAAACCAUUGAAGGCAUACAAGCUUUUUUGCAACAGCGGAGUUGUUGUGAAUUAGAGCUUAGAAGGAUUGGAAGGGAGGCUCAGCAGAUGGUUCACCAAGCACUGAAUAUGGAAUUAAAAUUUGAUGGUUUACUAGCUUUGUGUAGUGGUGAUUAUGAUCCUGAAGGAGGUGGAAAGGAGCUAAUUGAAUUAGUUCAGCCCUGUCAGCGCAUCUCAAAGGAUGUUUGGGAGGUGAAUUUGGGGGUUUUGAAAGCGCUUCACAGCAAUCUUUGUCAGAAGCAUUAUGGGACAUGGAUGAAUUGGGAUGGAAAUAUUGUGGAGUUAUUAAGAAGAACUUAUCGCCACACAAUGGUGACAGAGCAAGAGAUUAAUACAUUGAUUCAGCGCUGGAGGAGUUUGGUGGGUAGGGAUUUUGAGCAAAAUAUGCUUCACGGGGAAGAUGAAAAUGAUUUUGGGGAAGAGCUAGGUGGAAUGGUAGAUCAGCUCUUCAUCCAUGAUGAUGAAGAUAAUGAUGAAUGGGAGGGUAUUGUGGAUGAUGAUAAUAUGAAUAGCUAG
This is a messenger RNA of Melampsora larici-populina 98AG31, 1086 nucleotides long. RefSeq lists its product as uncharacterized. The coding region runs from base 1 to 1086 and encodes 361 amino acids. NCBI's taxonomy places the organism in Eukaryota, Fungi, Basidiomycota, Pucciniomycetes, Pucciniales, Melampsoraceae. The record is from RefSeq and is a predicted model, not a curated record. The transcript is spliced from 7 exons.